UGGGCAUAAGACACACAUCAUAUUUUUUUUUAGAAAUGGGCUCCCAAGCAAAAACAAGAGAAGAGAUCUUCUUCAUCUUCUUCUUCAUUUAUCCAGGCUAAAAGAUCAGAUUUCUCUACCCCUAAAAAAAUGGUGCAACACAGAGAGCUUCUUUCUUCUUCUUAUUCAAUAUCCAUAGAAAAACACACACAAAAUUCAGGGAACUGGCUCACCUCCUCUCACGCGACUCUAGCGACCUUCACUGACCUCCCAAAAUUCAUCUCACUCACUCUUCUCUUAUAGAUCCUCACCCACACGCAAGAGCAAAAGAAAGGGAGCACUCUCUGAUUUAGAGCACUGAAAUUCCGCAAAAGAAGAAGAAAACAUAAAUAAAAAGAAAGAGGACAGGAAGGAUAUUUUCCGAAUUGAUUGAGUUUGCUGCAGUUUAUCUCCAUGUGUCUGGUUUUCUAAACAUUUUUGGUUAAAAAGCGCUGUUGAUUUUGCUGUUCUCUGCAUAGUGGGACUCUAAUUAGCUGUUCUAGCCUCUAUUUGGCUUUCUCUUCCUCUAAGUUGAAGCUUCGAGCUGUUAGGAUGAGCACAAAUGAAAUUGAACCCUUCACAGCCCUUAAAGAGAUCCCCUUACAGCUCCACAUGUGGUGGAAUGAUCUAGGAAAAGGCAGUAGAGAAACUGUGGUAAAAGUUCUGGGAGGCCUCGUCGGACUGUUGAACAUCAAGCCAAGGUUGGACAUAAUUGAAGCUUUAGUACCUUUUUGGGACCCAACUCGCAAUGUGUUCCGUUUCUCUAACUUUGAGAUCACACCCACGCUAGAGGAUGUUGCGGUUAUGCGGGCCUUAAUGGAAACCUUAGAAGUCGAUAUCCAGUGUCACCAAGACUGGUAUCUCCCCACAAAUUUCUGGAUCUGUUGAGUAUUAGUCAGAAUAUCCAGGAUGGAAGUUUAUCUAAAGGUUAUUGCACUUUCCAGUUCUUGUAUCAACGCUAUGGUAACCCUCGAGGUUUUGAAAAGCCGAACACUGGUGUGACCCAUGCCGGGAAUAAAGACAAAUGUGAGGCAAGGCGGGGUUUUGCUUUUAUAGUAGCAUUCUUGGGUGUUGUAGUCUUCCCGCGAAAAGAUGAUAAUAUAGAGGUAGGUCUCGUAGGAAUGAUCGAUGUUGCAAUCAAGAAAGCCAAUGACACUGUAGUUCCCCUGAUCUUAUCUGAAAUCUACCGAGCCUUGACUAUUUGUCGGGGAGGGGGAAAGUUCUUCCAAGGCUGCAAUCUGUUAUUACAAUUAUGGAUGCAGGAACAUCUCUGCCACCGAGUUGGGUAUAUGAAUUACGGUAUGACCGGUUUGAGUUGCAUUGAAGAAUUUGAAAGCCGAGUAGUGGGUAUUGAAUUCCCCGAGGGGACUGAAGCUUGGCUUGCACAUUUGAGCUCAUUGACUGCCGAUAAAAUUGAGUGGGCAUUCGGAUGGCUUCCUGUCACCGAAGCAGUAUACAUGUCAGCUGAAGUGUGUUAUCUCUUCCUGAUGGGCAUCCGGAGCAUCCAGCCGUAUGCUCCCCACAGGGUUUUGCGCCAAUUAGGAAGAUUUCAAACCGUCCCCCAUGACGAAGAUUUGAGUAAACAUGUCAUUGAAUUGGGCCCAAAAGCCGUAUUUCCAGAAGGGAGAAUUCGCCAUGUGUGGAAUGAAUGUAGAUUUCUUGAACCUAAGACCAUGGUGCGAGAUCUAGCUAGAGGUGAAGUGGACCCUAAGUACAUUGUUUGGUUCGAUAAAAGAUUUCAGAUUCCUGAGAGACCUGCUAAGAGAGCCCAUGUUCAACAAUUUACUAGCGACUCGCAAGAGCAGUGGGGCUGGUUGGCAAAAGAAGAAAGCUAUAGGGCCAAAAUAAGCCAGUUAGAAAGGCAAGUCAUGGACCUUCAGUUUGAAAAUAGUUUGCAAGCCACCACAGAUGAGGGAGAAAAGAAAAAACUAACUCAAGAAACUGAAUCUCAAAGCUCAAAUCAGGAAGAUGAAAAUAGCUGCUAGAAACCCGGAAAGAAGCCGAGCAGAUGAAAGGCUUAUAAGCAGUCUGAAAAAGAAAGCCCUUGAGUGUCAAGAUGACCUAGAAAAGUCUGAGGCCAAUCUAGCAAAAGCCCGGGCUUAAUUAGUGGUAAAUGCAAAAGGUUGGACACAGUUUGUACAACAAAUGAAGAGAAAAUAUGAAGGGACAAUCACCAGUCUGAGAAGAAAGGUAACUACUCUUGAGAAUGAGGCAACCAAGCAGGCUAAAGAUUUCGAAGCUGGCAGGGAACACUGUUAGGAUUUGAUGGCUCAGAUGGAGGAAGGAAUACAACAAUUGCAAAAUCAUCACCUUCACGACUCUCAAGUGUUAGAAGCCAGGAAUCAGCAGGCCGGGCGUCUGCUUCAGGAAAAGGGUAGAAUCCGAGAAAGGGUUAGAGCCAUUGUCGACUACAUUGUUAUGAAAUGCCAAGCAUGUGAGUACAUGACUCUAACCACUUUCUUCGCUGCAGUGAGGACAUUUGUCCGCCAGAUAAUGAGUGAUUUGGAGCGACUUCAAGGGGAUCUCGCAUAUAGGCCCGUGGCGGGACCGAAUGAUGUCCCACGGGCCCAGGAGUCGAAGCCUUAAUGUAUUCCUGAUUUUUCAUUUAUCGAGUAUGUAUUUUGGUUUAUUUUGAGUUUGUUUGCAGUUCCAAGAAAAUGAGUAGUUUGAAGUCCUUUGUAAUAGAAAAGUUUAGGAGUUUUUAUUAUUAAAAAUCGAAAAUACCCAAAAAAUAAAAUAAAAUAAAAA
This is a messenger RNA of Nicotiana tabacum (common tobacco), 2766 nucleotides long. The record is from RefSeq and is a predicted model, not a curated record. Lineage: Eukaryota; Viridiplantae; Streptophyta; Magnoliopsida; Solanales; Solanaceae.